AUGAAGUCGGGCCGGGCGGGCGGGCAGGCGGCGGGCGCGUGCGGCGGCCCCGGGCGCCCGGAGGAUGCGGCGCGCCGGCGCCUGGCGGCCAACGCGCGCGAGCGGCGGCGCAUGCAGGGGCUCAACUCCGCCUUCGACCGCCUGCGCCGGGUGGUGCCCCAGUGGGGCCAGGACAAGAAACUGUCCAAGUACGAGACGCUGCAGAUGGCGCUGAGCUACAUCGUGGCCCUCACCCACAUCCUGGCCGAGGCCGAGCGCGACUGGGUCGCGCGGCACCGCGACCGUCGCCUUCCGUGCGCCGAGGGCGAGCACUGCGGACAGAGGCUUUUCGGCGUCCAGCCCGAGCCCUUCCGGAUGGCCAGUUAG
Molecule: messenger RNA, 366 nt
Organism: Sorex fumeus (smoky shrew)
Lineage: Eukaryota; Metazoa; Chordata; Mammalia; Eulipotyphla; Soricidae
Gene: ATOH7
Product: atonal bHLH transcription factor 7
Exons: 1
Coding region: 1-366 (121 amino acids)
Molecular function (GO): protein dimerization activity
Source: RefSeq, a predicted model, not a curated record